GCUGAAGCAUCUUAAACUACAUGCAAAGUUCCCCCCAGUUCAAAGUUCUCCCGAAAUCAUUAGAAUGAUGAGAAUGAAUCCAGUAGUUUGCAGGAGUCUGUUCGGCCCGGUGGACCACGAGCAGCUGCGCCGGGACCUGCAGCUGCAGCUCAGGGAGAUCACGGAGCAGGACAGCCGGCGCUGGAACUUCUGCUUCCAGACCGACACGCCGCUGGCGGGCCGCUUCCAAUGGGCGGAGGAGGCUCUCUGCCGGGAUUCCUCCCAGCACAGGGAGGCUGUCAGCACGACAGCGAGGGAGGAUGUGGAGGAAGCGCAGGGAGCCGACCAGGAAAACUGUGCGAGCAUCUCCAACACCCGCAAGGCUCCCGCUGAGGUGACACCGCUCCGGGGGAAGAGGAGGCUCCCCAACGCAGCCGAGCCCGGAGUCAAGGCACGAAUCACAGAUUUUUUCCCAAAGAGGAGGAGGUCAACAGAAACAAAGAGCAUCAUGAGCCUUUUUAACACUGGUUCCAGUGAAGCAGCUCACUGCAGGACGAUAAGAUGAACAUUGGACUCAAAGUGGACUAAUUAUGCUGCUAUUGUUAAUGCAUUUGAAUGGACGGAAUGCACUACAAACCCAUUUUAUUUUAUUUUCAGUGUUGGUAUAUGGUGCUUGACACUAAUUUCAACUAUUAUUUUGGAUAUUUAUUCUAUUUAUAGACACAUUUAUUUAAAGUCUGUUUAAUUUCCUUAACAUGUUGUGCCACAGAAAUGUUGUUUUUUUCCCAUGUUAAAAAAUCUGAUUUGGU
This is a messenger RNA of Cololabis saira (Pacific saury), 788 nucleotides long. RefSeq names its product cyclin dependent kinase inhibitor 1Ca (gene cdkn1ca). Gene Ontology annotation, molecular function: cyclin-dependent protein serine/threonine kinase inhibitor activity. The transcript has 2 exons. The coding region runs from base 65 to 544 and encodes 159 amino acids. Gene Ontology annotation, cellular component: nucleus. Gene Ontology annotation, biological process: regulation of cell cycle. The record is from RefSeq and is a predicted model, not a curated record. NCBI's taxonomy places the organism in Eukaryota, Metazoa, Chordata, Actinopteri, Beloniformes, Belonidae.